Molecule: messenger RNA, 2173 nt
Organism: Lycium ferocissimum
Lineage: Eukaryota; Viridiplantae; Streptophyta; Magnoliopsida; Solanales; Solanaceae
Product: probable GTP diphosphokinase CRSH, chloroplastic
Exons: 4
Coding region: 164-1894 (576 amino acids)
Biological process (GO): guanosine tetraphosphate metabolic process
Molecular function (GO): calcium ion binding
Source: RefSeq, a predicted model, not a curated record
AUGAUUGGUGAACACAAAACUCAAAAUUUCAGAUAUACUGAACAUGUCAUAUUCAAACGUGGCAUGCCACUAGCCAUAAACUAACUCUACUUUCUUUCUUGUUCCUCCAUUUCUCAAUUCUUGAAUUCUCUCUAAACUUCAAAAACACUGUAAAUCCACCAAUAUGGAGCUCCACUUAAACGAUUACACACUUCAUAUUCUCACCAAAAACAACAAAAAAUCCCCACACUUAUCCAAAUACCCAAACUACCCUCGCCGGAUUCCGACCAACAUCGCCGCCGUGAGGGUGUCUGCCUCACCUGACACUGCGGCGUUGGUGGUGGCGCCAGAACAACCUGGUGGAAAAAUGGUGGUGGAAUUAGUUGGUGCAUUUAAUGAGUUAACUGAAAGAAUGGAUAAUAGUGUACUUUCAACUAGCUCUUCAAGAUUGUUGUUUAAAGCUCUUAAACUGUGUAUUCCUAUUCUUCAGUCACUUCCUCUUGCACCUGAUGGUCGUGCUCCCUUAUCGAGAGCUCUAUCCGUUGCUGUUAUUUUAGCUGAUUUACAGAUGGAUGCUGAAGUUAUAUCCACCGGGCUGCUAAGAGAAGUUCUAGAGGCAGGUGCUAUAUCAAUAUAUGACGUGAGGGAUAGGAUUGGUACCAGUACUGCACAUUUAUUACAUGAAAGCUUGCGUGUGAAACAUAUGUCCUUAAAGGUAGAAGUAUUAGACGAUGAUAACGCAACUUCAUUGAGGAAAUUUUGUCUGACAUAUUAUGAUGUUAGGGCAUUAGUAUUAGACCUUGCUAUCAAGCUCGAUUUGAUGAGGCACCUCGAUUAUCUACCUAGGUACAGACAACAAAUGAUAUCACUCGAGGUUAUGAAACUACACGCUCCUUUAGCACAUGCAAUUGGAACUAACCUAUUGUCGCUUGAACUCGAGGAUUUGUCUUUUCGAUACUUGUUUCCUUACUCGUAUCUUUAUCUUGAUGCGUGGUUGAGGAGUCACGAGUCUGGAAAUAAGCCACUCAUAGAUAUCUGCAAAGAACAGCUGCUUCAGUCCCUUAAAUCUGAUCCACUAUUAAUGCAAAUGGUGAGUAACAUAUCCGUUGAGGGUCGUUAUAAAAGUCGUUAUAGCACCAUGAAGAAACUAUUGAGAGACGGUCGAAACCUUGAAGAGGUGAGCGAUAUUUUAGGUUUAAGAGUUAUAUUGACUCCUCUCGAUGAGUCCGAAAUCGGGGAAAAGGCUUGCUACAGGGCGCGCGAAGUUGUACAGUCUUUGUGGGAAGAGAUACCAAGUAGGUCAAAAGACUAUAUCUUAAGGCCUAAAGCUAAUGGGUAUAAGAGUUUGCACAUGGCUGUUGAUACCAGUGAAAAUGGACGGACCAGACCGCUAAUGGAAAUUCAAAUACGAACAGCAGAGAUGGAUAUACUAGCAUCUGGAGGGGCAGCAUCCCAUGCAUUGUACAAGGGUGGUGUUACCGAUCCUGAAGAGGCGAGGCAUCUGAAGACAAUCAUGAUGGCUGCAGCAGAGCUUGCAGCAUUGCGUCUUAGAGAUUUUUCUUCUGCAAAUCCCAAAGGUCUGGAAACUGACAAAAGAGGCAGGGUGUUCCGUCUUCUUGAUAAAAAUGGAGAUGGUAAAAUAAGCAUUGACGAGCUUAUGGAAGUCAUGGAAGAGCUCGGUGCACCAGGGGAUGAUGCGCGGGAGAUGAUGCAACUUCUCGAUUCAAACAGUGAUGGUUUUCUGAGCUCAGAUGAAUUUGAUUUGUUUCAGAAUCAGGUUGAAUUCAUCCGGAAUUUAGAAGAUAGAGAUGAUCAUUACCAAACACUGUUAAAUGAUAAGCUGCAAAUGGCAAACGACACCGGUUUGAUUCAAUUGUACAGUAAAGAACAAGGCAGUAGUCUGGUAACAAAUUAGUACAUUCUGUUAAAUCAGUGUUCUUUAUGUGUGUAUUUGUUGAGAAGGCCGUGCGCUAUACUGGGGCAUUUUGAAGCCUCAAAGCAGAUAUCUUUCCAGAAAAAAAGAUAUCGAAAUCGCACUGUAUAAAGUUAUUUGCAUGGUCUCAAUCAAAUGUAGUAUAUUUGUAUGUUGCAAUAUGGAUCUUUUCUGUACAACUCUUGUAUAUAGUAUUUAUCCGCAGAAUGUACACAUUUGAGAGCAUAAAUAUACUUAUAGUGUAUCAUUUGGAUUGGAAAA